Molecule: messenger RNA, 3160 nt
Organism: Branchiostoma floridae (Florida lancelet)
Lineage: Eukaryota; Metazoa; Chordata; Leptocardii; Amphioxiformes; Branchiostomatidae
Product: 3 beta-hydroxysteroid dehydrogenase/Delta 5-->4-isomerase-like
Exons: 5
Coding region: 1-1032 (343 amino acids)
Biological process (GO): steroid biosynthetic process
Molecular function (GO): 3-beta-hydroxy-Delta5-steroid dehydrogenase (NAD+) activity
Source: RefSeq, a predicted model, not a curated record
AUGACGAAUCGGAGAAAGAAGAGGACGUGUCGGAAAUACGAUGUGUCGAAGACAAACGCAGUCAACCUCUUGGAUCAAGAAAGAAGCCCUGUAACUCCCAUCGUCAACAUUGUUGGUGACGUCAGGGACGAGCAGGCCCUGUCGGAGGCAUGCAGGGGCGUUGACGUCAUCAUCCACACAGCAGCUGUCAUCGACGUCACAGGGCGUGUCCCCGAUCAGGUCAUGUGGGACGUCAACGUAAAAGGAACUGAAACAUUGCUGCGAUGCUGUGAGAAAGUGGGCGUGCCUUUCCUGGUCUUCACCAGCAGCGUCGAAGUCUGUGGACCCAACAGUAGCGGUGACCCGGUCAGGGAUGGAACCGAGGACACUCCGUACAACCACACAGGUCACCGUUUCACCUACAGCCGUACAAAGGCCGAGGGAGAGACGCUGGUCCUCUCUCACAACGGUCUGGUCCUGUCGUCAGGCGUCACUCUGCACACAUGCGUCCUCAGGCCCAUGUAUAUCUACGGGGAGGGCGGACCGGUGGGAGUGUUCCCAGACUGGCGGUACGCUGACAGCCACGACGGGAAGCUUCCUCGCAUUUCGGCCAGGGGACCGAAGGUCCGACCGGUGUACGUUGGCAACGUGGCCUGGGCCCACGUCCUGGCCGCCCGAGAGAUCCGACGCCGGCCCGACGCGGUCGGAGGGCAGACAUACUUCGUCAGCGACGACACGCCCGUCAACGACUACUCCUCCUUCCAUGCCGAGCUGCUCUCUCCUAUGGGGUACACCAUUGACGACAAUACCCUGAUCCCCUUACGUGUAUGGUACGCAAUGGCUUUCGUGCUAGAAAUGAUGCAGUGGCUAUUGAAGCCAGUUUUAGCGUUCCGUCCGCCUAUAACUCGGGGCAUACUGCAGCUGUAUAACACUGCGUUUUACUUCAGAUACGACAAGGCGCGAAAGGACCUUGGAUACCAGCCACUGUUCGACUGGGAAGAAGCGAAGGAAAGAACAACUAGAUGGUUAAGAAACUACGAGAAAGAAUGGUGAACUAUGAUCUUGCUCUUGCUUCCUUUUGAUUUCAGAACGCUAUAUGAAAAUGUAUGUUCGGACCAUGUUGUUGACGAAAAGAAAGUGACAGUCCCGCGCCUUAAGAGGACCUUAUUUUAAUACAUUUCCUUAAACCUUUCACAUUUUUAAAUUGCUGAUAUCACACCACAAUAGGAUAACACAAUUAACACGAUGAUAAUCAUGUUUCCAAAAAAUAACUUUGAAUUUUUAGAUUUAACAUUUUCACAUAAUCAACAGGCAUUUAACAAUGCGCGACGUUACAAUUGAUGUCAGGGAGUCGAUACAAAUGAUUGACCAAUACGCAAUACAUUGCAUGUAAAAGAGUGAAUGUACUAAUGUAUAUACAUUUUUUGUAUAUAUACAUGUACAUGUCGGUACGAGUAUCUUAUGCUUGGAUAUCCGGAUGUAGGGUACCAAUCGGCAAUUACUAUUCUUAUACAAAGUUAUAGCCCGCAGAUUUCAGACAGGAAACUAUAAACAAUGGGCGUUUUGGUGUACAAUUUUAGAAGUUAACGACAUAUUUUCCCACAUUUAGUACAUUUGUAUCUGUAACGUAACGGUGGGUAACAAAAUCCCAAAGUCGUGUGAAAAUGAAUGAGCGAACUGAUGUGAUAAAUAAAAUCUACUUACAUACUGUCAACAUACUGAUACAGGAGCGUCAUCUUGCAUGCGGACAAUAUUAUUAUUACCAUUAUUCCAGUCAGAAAGAAUCCGGAGCUAGAAUUAGAUCAUACAAAUCUUGUGAACCUUCAUGGAUAGCUGUGUUGACUGUUGUAGGCUUUUCUUGCUUACAAUCGCCACGGCUAGGAUUAUGAAAUGAUUCCUGUAUUCAUCCAUUGUCCACAUAUGGCAAAAGUACCUGUCCUUGGUGCUGAACAGAAAUCCCAACUUGUAUGAAAGAGGGAAAAUAGUUCUCAUUAAAGACAUGUAGUAGAACAAUAUCAGUGUAUGUCUACUUAUCUACAAACGUUCAUUUUAGGUCAAUUUGGUCGACCUUUGUUCUCAUUGCGAUCGAUGUUAAAAGGUUCUGUUAUCAAACCAACGAAAAAAGGUCGUAAAUUGAAUCAUUGUAUGUCACAGUUCAGGGCCCUAGCCAGCGUUCGUUUUUCCGUCAAUUGACGGAAAUUUACUGCGUGUGACGGAAAAAAUUUAAAACGGUUAACCAAUCCGUCAAAUUUGACGGACAAAAAUCUGAUAAAUGCUCCUUGGUGGAAGCUACAGGCUGCUUGGAGACGCCGUCCACGGCCGUAAAAGCCACACACUGUUUGUUUUGCUAUUGUUAUGAUUGUUGAUAAUGUGUGUCGGUGCCCUUUCGCAUACGAUAAUCUCAUUAAAACCCGUUUUUCAAGGUCUCAGUUCAGUCUCUAUAACUCCUGGAAUAGUGUUUUCGCGACAAUGGGAAUUGGCUGACGGAAAAAAAUGUCAAGCUGGCUAGAGCCCUGAUGUCACUGGCAGUGAAGUAAUCACGAACUGUUAGAUCUACUUUCUAUACAACCAAUGUGAAGGAGAUAUAAACCGGGUAUAUCUAUCAUUCAUAUACAUGGUAGGAUUGCUAAUAGAGCAAUCGUGUGGAAUUUCUCUGUAGGAAGUGACCUUCGACCUCACUGAGCGACAUCCGCCGUCUGAGUCACGGCAGGGCUCGCCUCUCGCUUAUCUUUUCGUUCAAAAUUUCUGAAUUUUAGCUCUGAUCAAGAGCUUCUACCCAGUGCACAGCGUGUCUGAACUACUGAGGCACACGAUUCCGCCAGUAGACGAUGCGGGACCGCUGGAUUGCUCACGGAAUCGGCCGAUAAAGUGCGUCACCACGACGGGCGAGCUGUCCGAACACCACGCCAUGGCCAGCGUGCCAUCAAGCCACUUUCGACAGCCAGUAACUCGCUCUUCCUGAGGCUACGAAACAUCAAGUCACUGAAACUCUGUCCCAGACAACCUUGCAGAUGCUACGAAGGACUUGCCCUCUCUCAUCGGGGACGUACAGUCCUAUUGGAGACCAAACGUCGACCGCCCCCCACCCCAACAGUUCCACCGAAUCUUCUCGAAUUCUCGCGCCCUUCCCGUUCUCGCGAGACGUCCGUGAUUUCCCGUGACAAUCAUGGUUCCAUCAGCG